This is a messenger RNA of Cladophialophora immunda, 4759 nucleotides long. RefSeq lists its product as uncharacterized. The transcript has a single exon. Gene Ontology annotation, biological process: telomere maintenance via telomerase; telomere maintenance via recombination; double-strand break repair. The coding region runs from base 310 to 4227 and encodes 1305 amino acids. The record is from RefSeq and is a predicted model, not a curated record. Gene Ontology annotation, molecular function: ATP hydrolysis activity; double-stranded telomeric DNA binding; G-quadruplex DNA binding. Gene Ontology annotation, cellular component: nucleus; condensed nuclear chromosome; Mre11 complex. NCBI's taxonomy places the organism in Eukaryota, Fungi, Ascomycota, Eurotiomycetes, Chaetothyriales, Herpotrichiellaceae.
AUGCUGCGGAAGCCUUUCGCCAGAAUGAGGAGGGACAUCGCGUUCUUCCACCACUUUCGUACCGAGAUGAUCAUCAGCCAUGGCUCUUCUCUGUGCUUAGAUCGCUAGGCCAGACGGUGAAACCUGUAUCAGUCACCUCUAGGCGACGUCUUGUCUUACUGAGAACCCUUAAUACGUCUACCACAUAAGUUGCAAGGUUCUCUCACUCAAACCUUGGGCUAACUCAGGGCUCUCAGGCUGCCCUCACUGUUGCUCCGAGCUGCCUCUCCUCACAUUGUCGAACGUGACUGUCCACACGCCUUAGCAAACAUGUCUCGACUUCACGUGUUGAAGAUCUGUGGCAUUCGGUCAUUCGACAACAACCAGGAACAGCAUAUCAAGUUUGAGACCCCGCUAACUCUCAUCGUGGGCCAGAAUGGUUCAGGAAAGACCACCAUCAUUGAGUGCCUCAAGUUUGCCUUCACGGGGAUGCAACCUCCCAAUACCAAAGUUGGCGGUGCCUUCGUCCACGACCCCAAACUGAACGGCGACAGCCAGGUCAAGGCGGCAGUCCAAGUCUCCUUCAAGUCGGCCACUGGAGCGGCAGUAACUAUUUCUCGGCGUCUGGAACUGAACGUCAAAAAGACCACACGUUCCUUGAAGACGCUGGAAUGCUCGUUGGUCGUGAGCAGGCGGGGCGAGAGAACCGUCAUGUCAUCCCGGACUGUCGCGUUAGAUUCGCUCCUUCCGGAAUACCUCGGUGUCUCCACCGCCAUCCUUGACAAUGUCAUCUUUUGCCAUCAAGAUGAAAGCUUCUGGCCUUUGAGUGAUCCCACCACUCUGAAAAAGAAAUUCGACGAGAUCUUCGAGGCACAGAAAUACACAAAGGCAAUCGAAAACAUCAAACAGAUUCGGAAGAAGCAUAAUGAGGAAUUGGGCAAGUAUAAGAUCCUAGAGGAUCAUGCGAAAUUGGACAAGGAUCGAGCCCUGAAAGCCCAAAAGAGAAAGGAGGCUCUUUCCGAUGAAAUUGAAAAUCUCCGGAAGAAGAGUGAGGAAUUGGAGCAAAAAAUCUCUCUCGCUCGUCGGAUGGCAGACGAGACUUGGAGGAAGGGCGAGGAAUAUUCAAAGAUUCUGGGCGCGUUGGAAGGGAAACGGAUCGAGGCUCAAGGCAAACAGUCCACCAUCGACGAUCUCAAAAUGCACUUGGUGGAAGUCGGCGAGACGGACGAGUGGCUACAAACGACCCUGUCACAGUUCGAAACCCGACAAGAGGAGUUGAGGGACGAGCUGAGCCAGAAGCAAGAGGUAUACAUCGAACAACAAGAGCAAAUGAAAUCGCUGGGUAAACAGCGAGAGGAGAAAGUGAAGCUAAAGGGCAAGUACGAACAAGAGAAGGAGGCUCAUGAGCGUCACCUUGAGAGACGUAAAGAAAUGGUAAGGGAAGCUGCUGCGAAGCAUCAAAUCCGUGAGUACGAGUAUUUGGACGAUGAUACUCAAGUUGAAGACUUUCUGGUCAAAAUCAAGAAGAUCUCCAAACAUCAAAAAGAAGGCCUCGAUCGGGUAAAGCUUGAACAUACAGCACAGCGACGAGACGGGCAGACCCUGAUCAACAAACUGACAGAGCGAAAGUUGGCUCUUCACGAGCAAAGAGCGACUGCGAGAAAGCAGAUGGAUUCGAAUGACCGCGAGGCCGGAGACUUUCAACGAAGGGUCAAUCAGAUCACGGUCGACGAAGGCAGCAAAGCAGUAGCAGAGUCACGUAUUGAGGACCUUCAAAAAGAACUGCAGAAGACACUUGAGGCCGCGGAAGCGGCCGACUGGGACAAGAAGAUUCAGAAUGCUAAUGCAGAGUUCCGAGGCUUCGAGGAGAUUGGCUCAAAACUGAGGGAUGAGAUGGUUCGAUCCUCGAACAAGGCACAGGAGCUCGCGAAAUUAUCAUAUUCGAAGCAAGCAUUGAAGGACCAACAGAAGCGCCUUGACACCUUGUUGAACGCCCACAGUGACCGGAUCACAGUCCUUCUUGGCGAUGGAACGUGGUCUACUGAUACGAUCGAAAAAGCCUACCAGGAUGUCCUCGGAAGCGCAACAAGUGAGGUUGUAGCGGCCGAACGAGACAGAGAUUCGGUGAAUCGAGAGUUGGAGCAGCUGCAGUUUAGGCAGAAAACCGUUCGCAAAGAACUUUCGCGCAGAGAGAACGAGGUUAAGAAAUGUGAACAACAACUACGCGCUGUUAUUGAGGACGGCCCGCAAGGCUAUGAAGAAGCACUGCAACGGGCGGAAGAAAACGUUAAUCAAGCCAGAGAAGACAGCUCAGGUUACAGCGGCCUCCACGACUAUUUCCAGCAAGUCCUGGAUGCCUCUUCCGGGGACAAGCCAGCGUGUCGUACUUGUAUGCGGGGCUUCGCGCACGGCAGUAAAACGUUAGCGGAUUUUCAGGAGCGCAUCAACAAGCUGAUCGCGAAGACAAAGGCCUCCGCAGAACAGUCUGACCCCAAAGCGGCGGAAGCAGAAUAUAAGCGCGUGCUGGAUCUCGGUGUUGUUCAUCAAACCUGGAAAAAGCUCGUUGACUCUGAACUUCCAGCUGCAGCACGGGAGACGGCUGAUCUGGAUGCUCAGCGACAGUCUCUGUUGGCAAAGUUGGAGAAUCAUGACAAGAAUGUGGUCGAAAAGCAGCAAGUCAAGCGUGAUGUCGAGUCUAUUGGUCAAAUAGUCUCUUCAAUAAGCAAAUGCGACAGAGAAAUCAAAUCGCUGAACUCUCAGGUGGAGGAAUUGUCGGCCAAACAAAGCCAACUGAGUAACACACGGACUCUGGAAGAGAUUCAAGAGGAGUUAAGUUCAACUGACCAAAAAGCUCGAGGGAUUCAGAAUGUCAUCAACCGCCUGAGGACCGAGCAGGAGCAAUCUCGGGCACGCAUCUCCAGCAUGGAGCUUGAAUUACGCGAUCUCAAAAGCAACUUGAACGACAUCAUAUUUCAGCUUGACAAGAAGGCUUCUCUUGCAGCCCGGGUGGAUGAAUUCCGAGCAAACAACCAAAAGCAGCAGGAGGUCACGGAGAAUCUCACCCGAGAAAUCGAGAAGCUCGAUCCUCAGAUCGCGACUGCCCAGGCCAAAUACGAUGAUAUUGAUCAGCGUGCGGCAACCAAAGAACGCGAAAUGUCAGACGAACUCUCCAGGCUGAGCGAUACUGUUAACAAUCUUGAUAUUUUGAAUGACCAGGUUCAGUCGUACGUGGACCGCGACGGGCCGAACCAACUUGGACGUGUCAACCGGGAACUCAAGAAUCUAGAGCAGGAACUAGAUAAUCUCCAGAGCGAGCAGAACCGACUCACGCGUGAAAUCAACAAGACCAAUGAACGCAUCCGGGAUGGUGAGUCGACGCGCAGACGGUACUCUGACAAUCUCCGAUAUCGACAAGAGAGCCGGGCCCUUGCACACCUUCAAGAGGAAAUUGAGGAGCUUGAAGGCCACAAUGCCGAAGUUGACCGCGACCGGUUCCAGCAGGAAUCACAAAAGUACAGCAUGGAAUACAAUCGACUAGCCACGAUGCAGGGCGGACUCAUGGGUGAAGUAAAAUCCAAGGAUAAUCAGCUGGUAGAAAUCCUGGAGGACUACCAGACAGAUCUUAAGGACGCACCGCAACGGUACAAGGAAGCCCACAUCAAGGUGGAAGCAACCAAAGCGGCUGUAGAAGAUCUGGGACGAUAUGGGGGAGCGUUGGACAAGGCGAUCAUGAAAUACCACAGCUUCAAGAUGGAGGAAAUCAAUACCAUCAUCGAAGAGCUUUGGCGCAAGACGUACCGUGGUACCGAUGUCGACACGAUCAUGAUUCGAGCAGAGAAUGAGACGGGGAGAGGCAAUCGAUCUUACAACUACCGGGUGGUCAUGGUCAAGAGAGGUGCAGAAAUGGACAUGCGAGGACGCUGCAGUGCUGGUCAGAAAGUCCUCGCCAGCAUCAUCAUCCGUCUAGCCCUGGCAGAGGUGUUCAGCACCCAUUGUGGACUGAUUGCACUGGAUGAGCCGACGACGAACCUGGACCGCGACAACAUCGAAAGUCUGGCCCAGUCGUUGAAGGAGAUCAUAGAGUACCGACAGCAACAGUCCAAUUUCCAGCUUGUGGUGAUCACCCACGACGAAGACUUCCUACGACAGAUGGAAUGCUCGAAGUUCACAGGGAGCUAUUACCGAGUGUCGCGAGACUCGGCCCAAAACUCGAUCAUUGAGCGACAAAGCAUCGCAGAAGUUUUGUGAGCUUUAUUUAGGCAUUCAUUCGUGGCAAUAAAAUCGAGGGCUGCCAUGUGCAUCGCUGUCAUUCGCUCGGUAGGCCUGGUACCUGGCAGGAGAUUUUCAUUCGAGAUACCGGCGAAAUAUUAUUUUUCCGAGAUGGUGCCACGGUGCCUGAAACAAGUGACGUGGCUCUGGGACGUGUUCGAGGAGGAUGGUCAACAAACCAGGAGACCCAGACGCAGUUGGGUAGCUGAGUUUGUUGAGCUGAUCGAGAGUGAGACAAUGUGUUCAGACCCGAGAACGGGGACAAGACAUGUGCAUUCCUUUUUGGCAGAGGCUCGACACGUGAAAAUAGAGUGCUAGAGCUGGAUUUGUGGCUGGGAUUUUGGCCUCUGGAAGGCUUAGUGCCAGGAGACAAGCAUGCGCUGUGGGUGUCAGUGGCUGGCGCUGCAAGGGACCACGAACCGAGGGGGCGAGGGGCAACCAACAAUACGAGCGCCCAGGACGAGCCCGAGGGCAAGCGAGACACAAGCGCCUUGCCUCCCGGGAGCCUGCG